ACUCAGGGUCUCUGUGAGUGUGUAAGCUCCAGAAUAAACAUUUAUUUAUAUGGUCCUUGUCCAGCUGGUCACUUGGUGCAGCGCAGACAGCGAACCAUUUCAAGAAACAUGCCAGAUCGCCGACGUCAACGCCAGCAGCGUGUUCGUCAUGAUGCUGGUGGUAACCAGCCUUCAGUGGGGGACAGUAAUAGGGAGCCAGAAGUAGGGAACACUCAGCCUGCUAAAGUUCAAAGACCAGCGGGAAGUGGUGUGGCUUAUGCUGAACCAAAAGAGUACGAGUCUGUAACAAUUAUGCCAGAUAAGGAAGUGGCUGAACCUCAAACAUAUCGUAGACGAGAGGUCAUAAGCAAUUGGUCUCGAUAUGAGGAAAUAUCAACAGAUGAGCCAGAAGAAGGGGAGGACUAUCUGCUUGGUGAAGACUUCUCUCAAAUCUUAGAACAGCAAGCAAAUUCUGGAGGUGGGCACUUGCGAUUGAAGGGGGAGUCUUUGUGGAAUGAGACAGAGACUGGCAUCCUCACCUCACAUGGUUUGGGAGCCCUGCAUGUUGCCGACCUUGUUGCUUCUAUCAACACUGUUCCACUUUAUACACAGCUCAACAUACCAGAAGAGUCACUCCCAGAAUCGGUUAUUGAGUUUUAUACACAGUUAGCUGAUGACAAUAGGAAGCUCUACCAGCCCAGCAACAGUUACAGUGACUGUCUUGAUAUUAAUGAUAAAAUCCUCCAAAGUUUAAAAAUAAGUGACACUGAGCCACUGGACUUGGUCAAUGAGGAUCUUGAGACCAGUCAGUGCACAAAGAGUGCAAUAGAUGUCGCCUUAUCACUUACUAGUGCCUUUGCCCCAGAGCCUGAGGAUGUUGACCUUGACACACUGUUACAUGAACCUACUGUAGAAAAUCCAAGUCCUGUUCAUCAACCCAGUCCAGUGAAGGAGCCCAGUCCAGUGAAGGAGCCCAGUCCAGUGAAGGAGCCCAGUCCAGUGAAGGAGCCCAGUCCAGUGAAGGAGCCCAGUCCAGUGAAGGAGCCCAGUCCAGUGAAGGAGCCCAGUCCAGUGAAGGAGCCCAGUCCAGUGAAGGAGCGCAGUCCAGUGAAGGAGCCCAGUCCAAUGAAGGAGCCCAGUCCAGUGAAGGAGCCCAGUCUAGAAAAGGGAGCCUCUCUUGAAAAGCAGCGCAUUCCAGAAAAGCAACGCAAUACACAAAAGAAACGCAAUCCACAAAAACAGCCCAGCUCUGAAAAGCAACUUAGUCCGGGAGAUCAGCCCUGUCCACAAAAAGAGCCCAGUCCUGUUAGUAAUAGGCAGCCUACACCUGUCAAAGAAGUGCCCAGUGAACCUAGCAAAUCUGAAGAUGUUAAGGAAGCUAGACAACCUAAAGUUCGUAAACAGAAAGCAAAUUCUCAGAAGGAUAAAGCUAAAGAAAAGAGCCCAACAAGCUUUGAGUUUGGUCUUUCAAAGACGGCUAUGAAUGAUGUUAAACCUUCAGCAGAAUUUAACUUUGGUUUAGCUAAGGCAGAUGUUUCUUCAAAUCCAAAAUCCAGCAAGACAAAUAAGAAUGUAACAAACAAUGUGCCAUUAGAUAUUUUAAAUCUGCAGGAACCAGAAACAACUGAAGAGUUACCUGAAGGUCCCACUAUAGACCUGGAUGCACCAGUUGAGCCAAGUAAACCUGUAUUGCUAAUAAGCAAAACCGAAGCAGAAGAUCUUGAAGAUUGGCUCGACUCUGUAUUGGACGAUUAAUGUAUUUAUUCUGGAUAAUUGUAACCCUCGUAUCUUUAUCAAGAGUAUUUAAUCUGUAACAUAUUGUCAUUAGGAAAGUGUGUUCAUCUUGUAUAGUUGAUCAUCAUACAAGGCUUGUGAAUAUUACUGCACAACACUAAGAUUAAAUAACCAUCCUGCCACUUAGUACGUGGUCUGCUAAAUGUUAAUUUAUAUAUGUAAGUUGUUUUGCGUGGUGUCCUAGUGCUGUAUUCUACUUUUUUAUAUAUUCUGUAAUGGAAAAUUAAGUCAUACAGAUGGCAAGUGAAUUGCCUGGUAUUGGAAUAUGUGGAUUCAGAACAGUGCAUGUAAGCACUUUUAUAUAACGUUAUAAAGUGUAUAGGUGAAUUUCAGAAAUAAGCAGCUUGAGAAUGGAUUAAUGCAGAUUAUUAGUAAGCACCCCAAUCUUUCUAGAUUUUAUUGUGCUAAAUUUGUGGCUGAAAAGCAGGUGGGGUAUUAAAUAAUAAAACUUUUGCAUUCUGAUGCUAAAACGCAUCAUUUGUACUUCAACAUUAAACGUUUCGAUGACGCUAAAACACGUCAUCCUAUUGCUAUUCAUAUAUUCAUGACUGUUAUACAUAAUCUAUUAUGUUUUGUAUAUACAGUAUUCUCUAGAUAAUUCACUUGCAAACAUUUUGACACCAAAUUUAUAGUUACAACCCAAUGAAUACCUUAAAAUAUUUACAGUCAUUUUAUGUUUUUUUAAGAAUCGCCGAGCGGAGCGUGCCAAGCCCACUAGCAUAUGGUCAGGAAUAAUUAAAGAGGAGCAUAAUAUACUAUAAAUGCAUUUUUGUUUUAUUAUUUUUCCACCUGUUUUCUAGAUAAUUCAUUUGCAAACAUUUUUAUACCUAAUUUAUAGUUAUAACCCAACAAAUAACUAAGAAAACAUAAAAUGAUUGUAAAUAA
Procambarus clarkii (red swamp crayfish) is the source of this 2658-nucleotide messenger RNA. Its product is annotated as neurofilament heavy polypeptide. Gene Ontology annotation, biological process: negative regulation of G2/M transition of mitotic cell cycle. The record is from RefSeq and is a predicted model, not a curated record. NCBI's taxonomy places the organism in Eukaryota, Metazoa, Arthropoda, Malacostraca, Decapoda, Cambaridae.